GAUAAGAUACAGAGAUCACAAAGAUGAAUAACACGUUCUUUCUCAUAGCAUCCAUUUUGAUAUUCUUCUAUGUCGUCACCACUAAGUUUACUAGGUGGAAGUCGGGCAACGUUAUCCGACUUCCACCUGGUCCAUACCCCCUUCUGAUAAUCGGAAACAUCUUUGAACUCGGAGAAAAACCCCAUAUCUCGCUUGCUUCGCUCUCCAAAAUCUAUGGUGGGUUGAUGACGCUUAAAUUGGGUAGCAUCAUCACCAUUGUUGUAUCCUCACCCGAAAUAGCCAAAGAAAUCCUACUCAAACACGAUCUAUCCUUCUCAAGCCGAUCAGUCCCAGACACGGGUCGGGUGGUUAACCACCAUCUAUUCUCCGUGGUUUGGUUGCCGGUUGGGGAUCAAUGGCGAAGGCUAAGAAGAAUAUCCAAACAACACUUGUUCUCAGUACAACAGCUCGAUGAUGGUCAGCUCCUACGCAGGGAAAAGAUUCAAAAACUUGUUGAUCACGUUCAUGAAUGUUGUACGAGCCAAAAACCGAUAAACAUUGGUCGAGCUGCAUUCACAACGUCUCUUAACGUUCUUUCCAACUUCAUCUUCUCCACCGAUAUGGCUCCUUAUGAUUCUGUUGAAUCUCAAGAAUUCAAGGAUGCUGUAUCUGGUUUAGCAGAUGUUGUUGGAAAGCCGAAUUUAGCAGACUUUUUUCCUUUACUAAAACCAUUCGAUCCACAAGGGUUGCUUCGAGAGGCCAACGUUCAUGCCGAAAAGUUAAUGGCGAUAUUGGAUAGGAUGAUCGAUCAACGGGUGCAAGCGAGGGCCAAAUCCUCGGCUGCUGCUUCCUCAACCAACGACGUUUUAGAUUUGCUGCUGGACCUCAGUGCGAAAAAUGAAUCCGAGUUUAGCCGAAACGACAUACUUCACUUUCUUUUCGAUCUAUUUGCUGCGGCAACCGAUACAACAACAAGCACGUUGGAAUGGGCGAUGGCCGAGUUAAUACACAACCCGGAAAAGAUGGCGAAAGCUCGGUCUGAGCUUGAGGAAAUCACCGGGAACGCCAACAUCAUUAUCGAGGAAUCAGACAUCUGUAAGCUCCCAUACCUAGAAGCGGUCGUUAAAGAAACCCUUCGGCUACACCCUCCGGUCCCAUUUCUACUCCCGCACAAAGCCUUGUGCGACGUAGAAAUCCAAGGGUUUGUUGUGCCUAAAGAUGCACAAAUCCUAUGUAACGUGUGGGCUAUUGGUCGAGAUCCGUCGAUAUGGUCCGACCCUCAUGAGUUCAUGCCAGAGAGGUUCUUAGAUGUCAAUAUCGACUACAAAGGCCGAGACUUCGAGCUCAUUCCGUUUGGUUCUGGGCGGAGAAUUUGUCCUGGAUUGCCUCUUGCGCAUAGAAUGUUGCAUCUGAUGCUCGGCUCCCUGAUUCGCAAAUUCGAUUGGAAACUCGAGCCCGAAGAUAUGGAUAUGAGCGAGAGAUUUGGAAUAACGUUACACAAGAGCGUUCCUCUCGUGGCCAAUCCGAUCAAAAUCUGAUACUAUCGGAUACCCAACUCAUCAGGAUAUAUAAACAUGCGUACAAAUGUUUUGUGUUAGGAUUAUGAAAAAUGAUGGCGAAAAUAACGGUUCUAAGCCUCGAAGACUUGUCUUUUAAUACAAUAAUUUUGGUUAAUAUUUGAA
Cynara cardunculus var. scolymus (artichoke) is the source of this 1661-nucleotide messenger RNA. Its product is annotated as geraniol 8-hydroxylase-like. NCBI's taxonomy places the organism in Eukaryota, Viridiplantae, Streptophyta, Magnoliopsida, Asterales, Asteraceae. The coding region runs from base 24 to 1517 and encodes 497 amino acids. The record is from RefSeq and is a predicted model, not a curated record. Gene Ontology annotation, molecular function: monooxygenase activity; heme binding; iron ion binding. The transcript has 2 exons.